CUCGUCACGUGAUUAGAUAAAUCUUCCUCUCUUAGCUUGGCGUGGACAGACAAAGAAGACACAGAAAAUGCCCGGCUUUGGUGGUGGAUUUGGAGGUCGUGGAGGUGGAGGCCGAGGAGGUGGUAUGGGAGGCCGAGGCCGUGGUAGAAAUCAAGGUGGUGGUGACCCAGAUGACCCUGAAGCUGAACAGUACAGAAAAUUGUUCAUUGGAGGGCUCAGCUAUGAGACUACAGACUCUACACUUAGAUCCUACUUUGAACAGUGGGGAACAAUUACAGACUGUGUAGUUAUGACAGACCCUCAAACAAAAAGAUCAAGAGGUUUUGGAUUUAUCACAUAUGAAAAGGUAGCUAUGCUUGAUGAAUGUCAAGCCAACAGACCACACAAAAUAGAUGGACGGGAGGUAGAGACAAAGAGAGCAAUGCCCAGAGAGGAAUCAGGAAAGUCAGAAUCUCAGAAAUCCAAUGAGAAAAUGUUUGUUGGAGGACUUCGUGACACAACAACAGAAGACGAUGUAAGGGAGGCAUUCCAAGAAUAUGGAAACAUCAAAAACAUUGAGCUUAUCAAGGAUAAAGCCACCAACAAAACAAGGGGCUUCUGUUUUGUCACAUUUGAUGACUACGAUCCUGUUGACAAAUGUGUCUUGAAAAAGAGGUUUAAAAUCUGUGACAAAGAUGUUGAAGUAAAGAAAGCAGAAAAUAAAAAUGAAGGUCGUGGUGGUGGUGGCGGUCGUGGUGGACGUGGCGGAGGCCAUGGUGGUGGAUGGAAUCAAGGAGGAUUUAACCAGGGAUUCAAUCAAGGAGGUUGGGGUCCCGGUCCAGGAAAUAUGGGUGGCGAUGGCGGCUAUCAGGGUGGCUAUGGUGGAGGUGGUGGUGGCUAUGGAGGCGGCUAUGGCAACAACCAGGGCGGUAACUGGGGUGGUAACCAGGGAGGAUACAAUGAGGGGUAUGGAGGAGGAUACGGAGGUGGACAAGGUGGUGAUUGGUCUGGUAAUCAGCAGUUUGGGACCGGCUACCAGAACAACUUUGGAGGUGGUGUGAUGAAGGGAGGUGGUUACGGUGGACAGAGAGGUCAGGGCCCGUAUGGAGGAGGUCCUGGUGGCUAUGGCGGUGGUGGCGGAUACGCUGGGGGUGGCGGUGGUGGAUACGGAGGUGGAAACCGACGUUGAUCAUAUUUCAUCAUAUUGUGUAUCACUGCAGGGUAUUAGUGUGAUAGAUCCAGAGGAAAUAUUAGGAAGCAAAUGGAAUAAAAUUGUAGCCAUCGGGAAUUUAUUCUGACCUAGACCAGUGUUUCCAGCUAAUUAAGUGAAUUGAUUAACAUGGGAUUAAAAGAAGCUUAAGCUCAUGCAGGAUAUUAAUUCUCAACGCAAAUGGAAGAAAGUCCUUACCAUCAGAUGUGUUUAGAUAGAUAGAAAAAAGCUAUACACCCAUAGCUUAGUAUAGUGAUUAAAUUCUCAUCCUGGAGAUAUGAAGGAAAAUUAACAUGCAGCUUUUAGAAACAGUCUUAGAAAGGAAAUUUCUCUUCUAAGUAGUGAAGAUUUUUAAACUACCAAGUCCAAUUUUUCAUUAAUUAGGCAGCACACAAACUAAAGUUUGCAUAGCUUUUGACACCUUUCAUCAACAGAGCUCACAAGCUAGAGGGAAAUUUCUAAGGGGGUAUACCCUCAGUGAUACACAUUUUAUGUCUUUUUUUUUUAAACAUCAAUGACUUGUCGCCGUUCAUUUCUUCUGAAGAAAUGAUCCAUGUUGUCUUCAUUUUGUCAUUUUAUUGUCCUAUCAUGAAGUUGAUUUUGUGAGAAAAAUAAAUAAGAAAUUUUAUAUAUAUUGAA
This is a messenger RNA of Saccostrea echinata, 1828 nucleotides long. Its product is annotated as heterogeneous nuclear ribonucleoproteins A2/B1-like. Gene Ontology annotation, molecular function: RNA binding. The transcript has 12 exons. Lineage: Eukaryota; Metazoa; Mollusca; Bivalvia; Ostreida; Ostreidae. The coding region runs from base 68 to 1168 and encodes 366 amino acids. The record is from RefSeq and is a predicted model, not a curated record.